This is a messenger RNA of Exophiala oligosperma, 1072 nucleotides long. RefSeq lists its product as uncharacterized. The transcript is spliced from 7 exons. The coding region runs from base 1 to 1056 and encodes 351 amino acids. The record is from RefSeq and is a predicted model, not a curated record. Lineage: Eukaryota; Fungi; Ascomycota; Eurotiomycetes; Chaetothyriales; Herpotrichiellaceae. Gene Ontology annotation, molecular function: zinc ion binding; oxidoreductase activity.
AUGGCUGGAAUACCUUCUACAAUGAAGGCCUGGACGGUUGAGAUAGGUCAGCAUGAAGCCAAAUGGUGUGAAGUACCAGUACCGAAGCCGGCCCCCGAUGCUGUCCUCGUCAAGAUUCUAGCCAUGGGAGUAUGUCACAGCGAUUGCUCCAUUCUCAGUCUGCCAGACCUCCCGGUACCUUCAUGGAAACGAAGCUUCAUCAUGGGUCACGAAGCAAGCGGCGAGGUAGUACAACUUGGUUCUGCGGUCUCUAAACAUCAAAUCGGAGAUAUUGUCACGUUGAUGUGCUGCCCCGGCUGUCAGGUUUCGGAUUGCCCAGAAUGUACUAGAGGGUUGCAGAGGAUAUGCACAACCGCCGAGACGUACGGUCUGGGGCGCGACGGAUUCUUCACAGAAUACGCCGCCGUCAAGGAAUGGGCUGCGGUGCCCGUACCAAAAGGCGUUUCACCCUCAGCUGCAGCCAUCGCCGCGGAUGCCGUGCUUACAUCCUACCAUGCAGUCAAAGGUCUUGCAAAGGUACAGCCACAUGAGACGAUCCUCAUGUACGGUUUGGGUGGUGUCGGUCUGAACGGAUUGCAAGCGAUGAUGCAUCUCGGACCAAAGCGGGUCAUUGUGGUCGAGAAACGUCAGGAGCUCCUAGAUGAGGCCAUCAAGCUUGGUGUCCCGGCCAAAGAUGCAUUCUGCCCGUCGGAAGAAACCAAGGUCGAAGACUAUCUUUCCGCCCAGAAGAUUGUGGUAGACACCGCCGUCGAUUUUGUUGGCGCCGACUCGACUUUCGCAAGCGCCCAAAUGUCCGUCCGCUCCGGGGGUACGGUGGUGCUAGUAGGCAUGAAUAGUUUCUCGUUGCCCGUCAACACGUUCAUCGCCAUGUCAAAGGAGCUGAAAAUCCUCUGCUCCUGGAACGGAACCCACACUGAGCUUAGGGAAGCCUUGGAUUUAAUGGCAAAGGGUGUCAUCAGGCCGCAAAUCACCACAGACAACAUACGUACUAUGCCUCGAGUGCUGGAGGACUUGAACCAAGGAAAGAUCAAGGGGAGAAGAGUAUUGCUUCAUUAAGUCAAAUACAUUCUCU